AUGACUAGUCCAAAUAGGCCUUCACCAACAUCCGUUAGACCUUCAAAUCCACCAAAUCCACAAAAUGCAUUGGUGAAUUCCAAUAGAUCGCCAACACCUAGUCGACCACCUAAUACUAUUCGAACUUCUUUAGUACAUAAUCAAAAUAAUAAUCAAAGUAAUCAAAAUAGUCAAAAUAGCAAUGUACCUCCUCUUCCUUGUCCGCAACCUCCUAGACCUAUAGCUCCUAAUUUAGUUGUUCGUCCACCACGUCCACCGGCAGGACGUUUUCCUGUGCGAAACAUGUCACAAACUGCUUCACAACCUCAACUAACCCUUAAGGCUGAAUUUAUUAUUACCCCUUCUUCACUAGUUGGAAGGAAGAAAAUAAAUAUUAUGAGACUAAAAAUAGCAGCACCUAUUAAUAAUAAACCUACUUCCGAGGUUGCUUUAACUGCUAUUGCACCUUACGCUGGUGCAAGGCAAAAUAAAAAAAAUCUAUUUAAAAAGAAGACAACACAAGUCUUCCUUGCUGAUCCUAAAACUCGCGAAUUAAAGGCUGAAGAGCAUAUCCCUUGGGUACUCGAAGAUUUUGGGGGAGAAAAUGUUUUUGUAGGAAGUUAUAUUGGAGGUGAUACCGCUAAAUAUUGUGUAUUUCUUAAACAGAUGGCCCGUGCUAAAAAAAUGGAAAGUGAUCGUUGGAUGAUGAGAAAAUUUGGUAAAACAACAGAAGCAGAAGAUAUUGCCACUGAAGAAGGUGGAAUCUAUGAUCCAAAAUCUAGUAUAAAAACCGUUGAAAACGAAGAAGAUUUAUUUGGUUCCGAUGAAGAGCAUCGUCCAUCCCGUGAAGGGUUUGAUGAAGAGAUGGAUUACGAUGAAAUAUUCGAAGAUGAUGAAGAGGAUCUUCCGGAUGAUGCAAAUCCUCUAAUAGAUGAUGAAACAAAAGAAGUGGGAAAACUCAAGGCCAAAGUUAAACAUCCUUUCGAGCUUAACAAUCAAUCAUCAGAUGAAGAAGAAAAGUUAACUUCAGAAGGAAAACAAAUGAAAAAAUUAAUUCGUACACAUGACGAUAAUGAUGCAUAUGAAAGUGAUCGUGAAUCAAACCCUUAUGUCACCGAAAGUGAUGCAACUGAUUCUGAAGAUACUUCCUCAAUUUCAAAACAAUCAUCUACUACUGGGCCAUCAUCUAAUAAAGCUUCACCAGUAAUGAAAACUGAGAAAAUUUCAGAAAAAGGAAAAUCAACUUCUAAAUCUAAAGUUAUCAAAGCGGCGCCACCGAAAAAUAAGGCACCCGCAAAUGUUAAACCCAAAGUUAUAGUUGAAAAGCCUAAACCAAAAUCUAAGCAAAAACAAGUUGCCCCUAAAACUGUUCCUUCUAAUAAGGUCAAGAUACCUGAAAAAAGGGCAUUAUCUUCUGAUUCAACUUUAUCAGAAAUAGAAAACUCCUCAUCAAGCAAGAAACGUUCACGAUCAUCAAAUGUACAAAAACCUACUCCUGUUACCACACCUACACCUGCUCGAUCUGCCAACACUUCACCUAGUUCACCAACAUCACCUGAAGACGGUGGACCUUCGAAAAAGCAAAAAAUUUCAAAGGCAUCAUCAAUUGCAAGGCAGCCUGGAUCCUCAAGUGCACCUUCCGGUUCCAAUUUAAUAACGGAAAGGGAGAUCAAAGAUUUAAUUCUUACUAAAAGUGUUAAAGUUAAUGAUUUGAUACGCACGUUUAAAAAUAGAAUCAAAGAAGACUCCAGAAAUAGGGAUCGUCUUCUUUCUAUCACAAAGGAAAUUGCG
This is a messenger RNA of Dentiscutata erythropus, 1770 nucleotides long. NCBI's taxonomy places the organism in Eukaryota, Fungi, Glomeromycota, Glomeromycetes, Diversisporales, Gigasporaceae. The record is from the annotation of a GenBank genome assembly.